CUAUAUAAACCCCCUCCUCCCGUUGAGUAUGACCCAACACCACUCACUCUAUUGAAGUUGAAUCAUUUGGAAGUCAUCAACUUAGAGAGAGAAUACCAAAGCCAUUCAAACCAUUGAAUCCAACUACAUGGCUGAUUCUUCAUUCUUCCACAACUCUAACUCCCAGUUCUCCCCGGAGUCUUCUCUCGGUUCACCGGACUUUUUCUCUUUUCAUGACCCUCUACCCUUUGAUCAGAACGACUCCGAAGAGAUGCUGCUCUACGGGGUUCUUUCAGAGGCGGUGGCCGACGACUCCUAUAUGAAAGAAGAAGUGUGCUCUAAGGUUAAGGCCAUUGAGGAAGAGCCCAUGAAGGAGGUGUCCUAUCGAGGAGUUCGGAAGCGGCCAUGGGGGAAGUAUGCGGCGGAGAUAAGAGAUUCCACGAGGAAUGGCGUGAGGGUUUGGUUGGGAACUUUCGAUACUGCUGAGGCUGCAGCUCUGGCUUAUGACCAAGCUGCAUUUGCGAUGAGGGGUUCACUGGCUGUUCUCAAUUUUCCAGCAGAUAUGGUCUACGAGUCGCUCCGGGAGAUGAAAUAUGGGUUCCAGGAGGGGUGUUCACCAGUCCUGGCUUUAAAGAAGAGACACUCCAUCAAGAACAAGUCAAGAAAGAGGAAAGAGAAGGAGUUGAGGCUUGAAAAUGUGGUGGAGUUUGAGGACUUGGGGACAGAUUACUUGGAGGAGCUUCUGAGCAUAUCUGAGAGUACUAAUCCAUGGUGAUAAUCAUCAUGCAUGUAUCUCUCAUCACUUAAUUUUGGAUUAGACUACCUUAGCUUGUUCUUCGAAAAUUUCUUGGUUUCUGAGAGAGACUUCUGUUUUUCUUUUCUUUUUUCUUUUGUUUUCUGUGUAUAAACUUGAAGAUAAUGGAGGAUCAUAUCCUCAAUUAUUAUGUGGGUCACAUUUUAUUGACAAACAAUACAAGGGGAUAGCUUCUAUAUUAA
Vitis vinifera (wine grape) is the source of this 975-nucleotide messenger RNA. RefSeq names its product ethylene-response factor C3. The record is from RefSeq and is a predicted model, not a curated record. The transcript has a single exon. Gene Ontology annotation, molecular function: DNA binding; DNA-binding transcription factor activity. Gene Ontology annotation, biological process: ethylene-activated signaling pathway; regulation of DNA-templated transcription. The coding region runs from base 128 to 754 and encodes 208 amino acids. Lineage: Eukaryota; Viridiplantae; Streptophyta; Magnoliopsida; Vitales; Vitaceae.